AUGGAACAAAAAAUAAAUCCACUCAGUUUUAGACUUGGUACAACCCAAAAACACCAUUCCUUUUGGUUCGUGCAACCAAAAAAUUAUUCUGAAGAAAUCCAAAAAGAAAUCGAUAUGAUCCACAUCAUAAUCCAUAUUGGAUUCCCAAAUUUAUUACCGAUAAAAGGAGAAAUCAAAGAAUUAGAUAAAGAUCUACAAAAGGAAAUUAACUAUGCAAACCAGAGAUUUAAUAUUUCUAUCGAAAAAGUUAAAGAACCUUAUAGACAGCCUAACAUUCUUGCAGAAUAUAUAGCUUUCCAGUUAAAAAUAGAGUUUCAUUCCGAAAGGCAAUGA
Molecule: messenger RNA, 333 nt
Organism: Triticum turgidum subsp. durum (durum wheat)
Lineage: Eukaryota; Viridiplantae; Streptophyta; Magnoliopsida; Poales; Poaceae
Source: the annotation of a GenBank genome assembly